AUGACUCGGCAGGAGGCUCUCUCGCCGGAGCGGCUUCGCGAGUGGGCUGUCCAGUGGGGCAGCCCUGGUGGUGGAGCUAGCCGUCUUCGAGCGGGAGGUGUUGGGACUACUGGAGCUGGAGGUGCUGGCACUGCUGGAGCUGGAGGUUCUGCUACUGGUGGUACUGGUGCACUUCGGCAGGAGACUCUCUCGCCGGAGCAGCUUUGUGAGUGGGCUGUCCAGUGGGGCAGCCCUAGUGGUGGAGCUAGCCGUGCUCGUCCUACUAGAGCUGGAGGUGUUGGGACUCCUGGUGCUGCUAGAGGUGCUGCUGCUGUGGGUGCUGCUGCGGGCUGUCCUAGUGGUGGCGCUGGACGCACUGGAGCUGCAGGUUCUGGAGGUGCUGGCCCUGGAGGUGCUAGUGCUGGUGUUCCUAGUACUGGAGACACAGGUGCUGCUGGAGGUACUGGAGGCGAAGGUGCUACUGGAGGUACAGGAGGUGCUGGCCCUGGAGGUGCUAGCAUUGGUGGUCCUAGAGUUGGCCGUGCUGGAGGUACUGGUACUGGAGGUGGUGCUGACACUGGAGGUACUCCUGGAAGUACCGAUGGAGGUACUGGAGUUAGUGGUGCUAGUCGGCAGGAGUCGCUCUCGCCGCUGCAGCUUCGCGAGUGGGCUGUCCGUUGGGGCAGUCCCAGUGGUGGAGCUGGUGGUACUGGUUUAGGGGGUGCUGUUGCUACUGGAACUGGAUGUUCUGGGGGUGCGACUACUCAGCCGCAGCAGUCUGCGCUUCCCACAGCUACUGCAUCACUCCCCACUGCCUACUUUUGA
Messenger RNA from Closterium sp. Naga37s-1, 804 nucleotides. NCBI's taxonomy places the organism in Eukaryota, Viridiplantae, Streptophyta, Zygnematophyceae, Desmidiales, Closteriaceae. The record is from the annotation of a GenBank genome assembly.